Molecule: messenger RNA, 456 nt
Organism: Exophiala aquamarina CBS 119918
Lineage: Eukaryota; Fungi; Ascomycota; Eurotiomycetes; Chaetothyriales; Herpotrichiellaceae
Exons: 1
Biological process (GO): negative regulation of transcription by RNA polymerase II; mitochondria-nucleus signaling pathway; regulation of nitrogen utilization
Cellular component (GO): cytoplasm
Source: RefSeq, a predicted model, not a curated record
GAAGACGAAGCGGACGAGGACCCACCCCCGGAGGAUGGCGACCUAGUCCCACGCCCUUCUCUUUUCCAACCUGUAAAGGUCAAACCUCUCCUCCCAUCCACAAAGUCAAUGUUGACACUUGCACUCCACAACUUCGAAAAGUGUCGGGGGCGUGCUCACUCACUGCCGGCGCCAUUACACUGGCCACUGCCUUGCUCUCCUUCAGUGGGGUCUUCGGCGGCUUCUCCAGAGGACGGUGACGAUGGUACGGUCACACAAACCAGCCGGGGGGCACCUAUUACCACCCCUCCACCCAGACCGCCUGCACAGUCGGCGGCAUAUUCCCCACAGACUAUACGUCGGAAGAUGCUGUCGGAAGAAUGCACGGAAUCCUUACGCAAGGACAUCUUGUGGGAACGGCAAGAGAAAUCCCAAGCGUUCAAUGCCUUUCUCAAGCGGCGCCGCAGGCACCAGGAU